Molecule: messenger RNA, 360 nt
Organism: Phytophthora megakarya
Lineage: Eukaryota; Oomycota; Peronosporomycetes; Peronosporales; Peronosporaceae
Source: the annotation of a GenBank genome assembly
AUCCAACAGCUCAGGAUCGAGCGGAUCCGGCAGGCACAGGACGAGGAGGCGUGGAUCCACAGUUUGAAGAAGUAUCUGGUUGGCGAAAUACGCGAUCUGACACAGGAAGAAGCCAGAUCUUGCGGAUCCAUCGCUAUGAAUUAUGAAGUGGAUCAACAUGAUCUCCUGUUCUACUGUCCCACUACGAAGGGAUCAGCUGCGGAUCGGGACAAAUUGAUGCGACUAGUGUUACCUGAAACGCUGCACCAAGAUGUUCUACACAUUACCAUACCAGUCUACAAGGUGGACAUCAGGGGAUCGGCCGCACCUACGACCGGAUCCGGGAUCAUUUUCACUGGAGAGGAUUGUACCGAAGUGUGA